This is a messenger RNA of Sungouiella intermedia, 4500 nucleotides long. NCBI's taxonomy places the organism in Eukaryota, Fungi, Ascomycota, Pichiomycetes, Serinales, Metschnikowiaceae. The record is from the annotation of a GenBank genome assembly.
AUGAACUUUGGAGCCCUGACAAAUCAAGUUGGAGGACAGGUUCAAAUUGUUGGAACAUCAUUAACCAACUUGGUAUUAACUCACCAACUGUCUUUUUUCAAUGAAGGAUCGUACUCUGUCACAAAUACGGGCCAGUUGUAUUUACUGCUGGGAGUAGUGAGUACUGAAGCAUUCACCAACUAUGGAACAUUUCAGGUCAGUUCCGAUACAUUUGUUUCAAUGUCCUAUAGCAAGCCGAUAAUUAAUUACGGAUUUAUAAGUUUCCUGAGUCCUCUAAGAGGUGCUUAUUCAUUUUACGGUCCAAGUGUUAAUUAUGGAAUUAUUACCACUUCAUCAACCGCUUCUAAUGACUUACUUACUUUGACGACCUUUGAGAAUAAUGGAUAUAUUCGCCACAGCUUUGGGCUGCAUCCUUUGUCAGGGUUUUCUAUGAAUGGAGUCUUGACAAACAACGGUAUUAUAAAUGUUUAUGGAAAAACUGGACGUACACCUAUGGUUCAGAGAGCCUCAACUAAUUUGUAUAACAAUGGUGCAUUUUGUAUCCAGCAUGCUUCUCUCACGCACAAUGCUCCUGUGAUUGGAACUGGAUGUUGGUCACUUUCUGCCCUAUCAAACUUGAAUCUUCAACUUCUGUUCGAGUUCGACCAAAAUCAGGUGAUUGUCUUGGCGGAUUCUACAGCUGCAAUCAACUUGAAGACCAUGCCAACCAGCUCAUCACGUUAUUCUGUAUACGGAGUUAAAAGUGGUAUGUCAUUCAUCACCUCCACCUCUAGCAUUGUCAAAGUAGCGACGUAUGACGCCUCUACCGGCUACUUGACUGUCCUGUCUACGACAGCAUCUAUUAUUUUUGAUGUUGGCUUAGGAUACGACCCUUUGGGAUUCUCCGUAUAUGUGGGAGUUGUAAAAUAUGUUGGAACAGAUCCAGUCGCAAGGGAUGUUCCGUCUAUUUGUGCUUGUGAGCCAGAGUCGUCAUCUUCUGCGCUUUCGCUGUCUGAAAACUAUAGUUCAUCAACCAGUUCAAGGGGGGAAACUUCUUCUGAGAGCUUCUCGGAUAGCUCUUCCAACUUUUUUCACGAUACCUCCUCAAACACUUUAUCAGAAAAUUCUGCAAGAACUUCUUUUGAAAGUGUAACAAUCUCUUCUUCAGAAAAUUUAAAAAGUUCUGAACAAGACCAGUCUGGAACUUCUCUAAGUGUCUCAAACUCACAAGACAAUUCUUUUAAAACUUACCAUACGGCGAUCUCCUUAGAAAGUUCUUCUGAAAGCAUAACCUUUAGCCUUAAUGAAAGCUCUUACUCAGAUUCGGCAGAAAUAUCUUCUCGAUUUUCUACUGGUGCAGUUUACACCAAAAGUUCUUCAGAAGCUAUCACAGAACAAUCAUCUCAAAAUGAUUCUGCUACGACACCAAUUGACUAUUUCGAAGUUACAUCAGAAUCCUCAUCAAUGAUUGAGUCUUCCGACCACCUAUCUCAAAGUGCGAGAAAAAGUUUAUCUGUUGUAUCAUCAGAAGAUUCCUUUGAGGGUAUUCCCGAAGCUUUUACCAGAAGUUCCUCAAGAUGGAACUCUGAAAUCACGCUGCAGAGCUCUUUGGAAAGUGUACCAGGCAGUACAUCUGAGAGUACAUCUGAGAGUACAUCUGAGAGUACAUCUGAGAGUAUAUCUGAGAGUACAUUAGGUAUCUUGACCUCUUCAGAAAACCACUCAAGAAGUUCUAAUAUUAGUUCUGAAGCAUCUACUGACAACUCUCUUGAGAGCUCGACGGAGGAUAGUCAUUCGUCUAAACCAUUCUUUGAAAGUUUGACGGACAGUAUAUCGGUCAGCUUCCAUGAAAGCUUCCUUGAAACUUCUCUGAAAAUCUCUCUUUUCAUUCCAUCAGAGCUUUUAUCGGCAUCGUCUGAAGUUUCUUCUAGAAGCGGGUCAGAAAUCUCGUUCACAGCCACUUUGGAGACCACCUCGAAGACCCCUUCCGACAAGAAAUCAGAAAGUGCUUCAACAAGUUUUGAAGAGACCUUUAAGACUUAUGAAGAAAGUUCAUUGGAUUCCACGCACGGAUUAUCGGAAACUUUAACUCAAAGUCUUCAACAAGAAACUUCAAAUUGUCUAUUGAUAAUUUCCUCUGAAACUGAUUCUCAAAUAUCAAGUGAGAGAGUUUCCGAGAGCAAUGCGGAGAAUAAGAGCUCUGUUGUAACCCAGACUGAAGAAAGUAUCUUUCUGCUGAUAUUGAAUUCUGGCUCCGUUACCCUGGGAAUUUCAGACUCUUCUAGUUUAUUUGAGAUCAAAUCUCAGUUUCUGGUAUACCUGACUUCCUCAGGUGAUAUUGGAACUUCUUUGUCUGUUGACAUUUCUAGAGAAUUUUCAGAGACUAAACUCUCUGAGAAAUCUUUGACGACGACCUUGGUAGCGUUAGAAGCGUCUAAUAGUUUGAAUCUCGGCAUAUCCUCGCAAGACUCACAAUCAGAAAUUGAAGAGACAAGUCAAAGCUCCUCAGACUUCCAAUCAAAUCUGGCAUCUGACAGCAAUUCGUUGACAAAUUCCAAUUCUCAAUCAAAACUCAAGUAUCUGUCAGAACCAGACUCAACUGCAAGUUGGAAGUCAUCAAAAUUUACGGAUUCUCAUUCCCAGUCUCUUACAGCAUUCUCUGAACAAAUACUGAAUUCGUCAUCAUGGUAUGCCUCUCAAACUUCGACAAAUUUAAGUGGAACUUCAACCGGAUUUGAAAGCUCGUCACUGCUUGUCAGGACAAUUUUUUCCCAGGCUGAUUCUAAUUCUUGGAUCCCAACUACUGAUGCUGCUUCUGAGUAUGCUUCAGCCACAAAGUCAUCACUGAUGUCAAUUUCAGAAUCAAUUUGGGUUGAAAAUGAUUUCACUCCAAGUUCUUUCUUUCAGUCUAGCAGUGUGUUGAGUGUGGAAUCAAUAAUAUCAUACCACACGUCAGAUGCAGCAGAAAGUCCGAAAUCAUCUUCUUACUUCCCUACGGCCUCGUCUGAUCAAGAUUUGUUGUCAUACAUUACAUCUUUUAUCACUACAGACUCUGAAGGUAUCACCAACACAUACUCAGGGUUGGUAAUUAUCACAACUGACUCGGUUGGUUCAAUUUUCACUUCAAGUUCACAAUUUCCGAGACUCUUAGCAGCGGAAGCGUACACAGUAUUCUGGACUUCAACUGCUCUGGAUGGAUUAAUUCAAACAAUGUCUGGGAAAGUCGUUAUAAGUACUGACUCAAUAGGCUCCUGGUAUACUUCUACAACCAAAUUUGCGAUGAUUCCUAAUGCUAGCACUUCAAGUAGUAACAGCAUCAUAACGGAGACCAUCUCCUCUGAGGAAUCGGACCUACGCAGUUCAAUGUCAGAGAUAUCGUUUGAUUCGACAAUUUCUGCCAAAGCUAGUGUCGUUUCUGAAUAUCCACUGAUAUCAACUAUGGUAUCACCCGAACCCACGAAGUUUUCUUCAGAUACUUCGUAUCGCUCGGACAGGCCUGAUUCAUCGAGUCUUCUGAGCUUCAAAAUCUCACUUUCAAAGUCUAUUAAUAUUUUUGAAUCUUCUACGUGCUUGUCUUCUAGUAAAAUAGUUGACAGCAGUACAAUGAUCUAUUGGAAUAACAGCUCGGUGUUGGCAUUGACAAGCUCUUCUAAACCGACUUCAUUGAGCAAGGAGAUUGUCGUCUGUCGCAAAGAUGGAGCUGAUUGUUCAACCUCACGAUCGAUUACUGAUCCCAGUUCGGAAUCAUUAUCUUUGGCUACCACCGGGAGUGAAAUCUCACGUUAUUUAAUAAGAAGCUGGGAAUCUAAAUCGCAAACGAGCGAGAAAACACAGACUUUGUUAAGGAAUACAAUAACAGGUGGUUUUAAUGAAAACAAUGGUGAGAAAUCUACACUUACAUAUCCAUCAACUGUGGAAACUUUGCUGAGAAAUUUCAGGACGGAGAAAUACAAAACUGAUAAUUCAGCAAGUAAUCAAUAUUUCACCUCCUGUACCACAAUGAUUGAUGUACUUACGAGCACGAGUAGUGGUGAGAUUGUUCCUGCAACUCAUUCUGAUGGAACGAUUAUUACCACCAGAGUUCCAAAACCUGGCUUCGAUGCAGACGUAACUUAUAACACAACAGACGAAAGAGGAUUGACUAGCAUGGUAAGUGAAGUCAAGCAAUUCAAUGCCACUAUAGCAGAGAAUGUCUACACUUCAUCAGUUCAAAUCUCAAAAGCAUCUUCAAUUUCAACAACUCAAGUGGUCUCUACGAGGAAUACCGAGGACGUUAAAUUGAUAUGUAGUUCAACUACAUCGAAGCAAGAAGAGCAUACUUCAACUAACGCAAAGGUUUCUUCAAAUUUGGCAAAGAUUAAUUCGACGGGCACAACAUUGUUAUCCAGUUAUAAGACUAUUAAAAGUUAUAGUUUGGCAUUAGCCGAAACACAAAAUGCCGUGGUUCAUGGAUGGGCAUCCAAACAAGAAAUCCAUCUAGGAGUUGCUAUAGGGAUUUUCCUCUUUUCUUUAAUUCAGUAA